Molecule: messenger RNA, 1705 nt
Organism: Somion occarium
Lineage: Eukaryota; Fungi; Basidiomycota; Agaricomycetes; Polyporales; Cerrenaceae
Source: the annotation of a GenBank genome assembly
AGUGUUUUGAGAUAUUCAGUGUUUUGAGAUAAGUCUCUGCUUGCCUUCGUACGACAACCUUCCAGUCACCUUCCAGACUGACGGUACCAUGCCGGUUCCGAACCUGUUCCUUCUUGAAGACGGUACCGGACGUACCCAUGACUAGCUUAUAAAAUGGCGUCCACUAUAACACAAGAUAUAACUUCAAUCCUUGAACGACAACUCAACCCCGUUACUACUGCUAUCGAAGCAAGUUUGGAAACGGACAUGCCCACACCGGAAUAUGACCUCGCAACCAUUGAGGGUGUAUUCACCUAUCUGGGGAAUACACCAUUUUCCAGCGACGAGGUGACCAAACUCGCCGGUGGUCUUGGCAACUAUACCUAUCGGAUUCAUUUGCGCACUCCGCAUGAAGGUCGUACUUCCCUGGUACUAAAACAUGCAAAAGCGCAUCUGCCAAACGCGGAAUGGAUACCAUUUCCUCUAGAUCGCCAGAUGUACGAAGCAGGCGUCUUGACAAGAGUCAAAAAAUCCCUACCGCUUGAUUCUCUUGUAACAGUCCCAGCUAUACACCUUUUCGACGACAAAGCCGAUGUCAUCAUCAUGGACGACUGCGGUGUGGACGUAUUGACUCUCAAGCAGCUUAUGCUCGAGAAACCACCAUCCAUCGAGCUCGCGCGGUCCAUUGGUGAAGCUCUGGGCAAUUUCCUUGCUUUUUUCCAUACGGAGGGAACAGCAGAUCAGGAGUUGUUGGAUUUCUUGGCGAAGAACGAAACUGGGAGACAGAUAUCUUCGUGGGCGACUUACGGACGUUUAGUCUCGACACUCUCUGGUAAAGAUGAGUUACCUGCGUUGCCCGAUCCACCGCUCGACGUUUCUCAGGACGACCUCAACAUUAUUGAGAAAGUCUCCAAAGAGCUCACGGACCGAAUGAUGACGACGAGGGAGUCAGUAGUUAUGGGCGAUUUCUGGCCUGGGAACAUCCUCAUUUCACUUUCAUCGGAUAGUUCCACCUUGAAUCGAAUAUACGUGGUGGACUGGGAGAUGGCCAAGGCUGGAGUCGCUGGCGUCGAAAUCGGACAGUUCGCUGCAGAAAUGCACCUCCUACGUCGAUUCCACUCGGACGCUGAAGCGGCUGCCUCAGCUACCUUGUCUGCUUUCUUGACGACUUACGGCAAGAAAGUCCCUAUAAGGGAGGGUGAUAUUCCGAAGAUCGCCCUGAUCCAUGUCGGUGCUCAUUUGGUUACAUGGUGUCCCCGAGUAGCUUGGGAAGGGAAGGAGAAGACGAGAGAAGUCAUUGCUGAAGGUGUCAGGUAUCUCGUUGAAGGGUAUGAGAGCGAUAGGGAACAGAUACGCAAGUCGUUGGUUGGAGAGUUGUACCCUUAAUCGUUACAUCUAUCCGCGGACACAUACCACUGCCAGAAGCUUGUGCUGGUCUUGUGGUGCACUUGACUCUUCGACCUGAACGAACUGAGUAAUAUUAAUGCUUCGGAUUCCCGCGCCCACCACCAAUCCCCUGUACAUCAAGCCAGAACGUCUCGGGUCUAGUUUAGAUGUCAGAGUAUAUUAAAGAUAGCUACCCGCGCACGUUUCGUCCCCCUAACGCGACUGUGGUAUAUUCCCAGCCAGUUCAGGCAUUGCGUUCCCUUGUAAACCUUUUCCUGAACAUGAUUAUGGCCAACCCAACCCCCAAGCCCAUACCUUUUAUGAUAGUCAAUGCGUUCAC